AUGACAGCCGGAGCCCCGAAUGUUUUGACACCAUUCUUCAAGGAAUUGGCCAAAAAAGAACUCGGAGAGACAUCGGAGCACGUGCCGGCGCAUUUAGUCAGUUUCAAGCGAUGGCUUGCCACAUCACCACACUUGAAGGUGCCGCAGAAUGACGACUUUUUAUUGAGCUUCCUUCGAUAUGCCCACUAUGACCACGCGACUGCACAAAAGAGGCUAGAUAAUUUUUGCACUCUAAGGUGCUCGGACAGUCACACAUCUCAGUGGUAUGAUUACCCAAAUUUGGAUGACCCAAUCUUGGACGUUUAUUUAAACGCUGGGUAA
Dicrocoelium dendriticum is the source of this 321-nucleotide messenger RNA. The record is from the annotation of a GenBank genome assembly. Lineage: Eukaryota; Metazoa; Platyhelminthes; Trematoda; Plagiorchiida; Dicrocoeliidae.